Molecule: messenger RNA, 2470 nt
Organism: Hemiscyllium ocellatum (epaulette shark)
Lineage: Eukaryota; Metazoa; Chordata; Chondrichthyes; Orectolobiformes; Hemiscylliidae
Gene: sirt2
Product: sirtuin 2 (silent mating type information regulation 2, homolog) 2 (S. cerevisiae)
Exons: 16
Coding region: 654-1724 (356 amino acids)
Molecular function (GO): NAD+ binding; histone deacetylase activity, NAD-dependent
Source: RefSeq, a predicted model, not a curated record
GAACGAGGGGGGGUUGACCGGAAACGUCGCGAGAGGGGACAUAAUUUCACCGCGGGACGAGAGCGAAGCGGGGCGGGGAGCGUACCGAGUAAACGAAAACCGCUACCCAACAGUUUAAAGUCAAUAAAAGCCGCGAUCCGGGAUGUUUCUUUAAAGCGCCCGAAGCGAAUUAACCCGCGGGGCGGUGGUUCGAGGAAACAAGAUGGUGCCGCCCAGGAGGGCUGACGCGUGACGCAUGAUGAUUGACAAGACCCCGCAGCGAAUCGGAUCCAUGCCUGUGCGAGCAGACAGACCAAUCACAGCAAGGGAUAGGCGGGCCGUCCUGUCUGUACUGCUUCCCUUAAGUAUUAAAAGGAUCACAUUGGAAUGAAUUAAAGUCGGCCGAAUUUUUUUUAAUGAGCUGUACAGAGUCAAUGGGGUAAAAGGGCCCUUCUGCUCCAGAGGUGUGGAACAUUUAUUUAUCUUUGAAUUGGUGGACAAGAAACAUCUAAACCUGUUAUGGGUGCAGGAUCACCUGUGGUGCAGUGGUAGUGACCUACCUCUGAGCUAGGAGACUCAAGUCCACAGCCUCAGAACCGAAAACAGGCGCUGACUCUGGAAGUGAGAGCUCAGAGUCUCAAGGAGAAACGAGUGAGCCAUCCCAUGUUUCUGAAAUGGAUUUUCUGAGGAACUUGUUGUCACGUUCACUCAAUCUGCGCGAACAUCAACCCGAGAAGGCUUUGGAAGAACUUAGCAUCGAAGGAAUAGCAAAAUACAUCCUGCACAAAAAAUGUGAGAAGAUUAUAUGCAUGGUUGGAGCUGGCAUAUCGACAUCGGCAGGGAUCCCUGACUUCCGCAGCCCUGGUACUGGCCUCUAUCACAACCUGCAGAAAUACAACCUGCCCUAUCCAGAGGCCAUCUUUGAAACUGAUUACUUCAAGCAACACCCAGAACCGUUCUUUGCACUGGCGAAGGAGCUGUACCCCGGGCAGUUUAAGCCCACAGUUUCCCAUUAUUUCAUGCGGAUGCUAAGGGACAAGGGACUGCUGUUACGAUGUUACACACAGAACAUUGACACGCUAGAACGUGUCGUUGGACUACAGGACGAGGACUUGAUAGAGGCACACGGGACAUUCUACACCUCCCAUUGCACUAACCGCACGUGCAAUAAGCUGUAUAACUUGGACUGGAUGAAAACACAGAUCUUCACAAAGCCACUGCCAAAAUGUGAAGAGUGCAAUUCCGUCGUGAAACCUGAUAUCGUGUUCUUUGGUGACAGUCUCCCCCAACGAUUCUUUGCGACUAUAGAGUCCGAUUUUCCAAAGUGCGACCUCCUCAUCAUCAUGGGCACCUCCCUGCAGGUGCAACCAUUUGCGUCUCUCGCCAGCAGGGUGUCUGACACAACACCCAGGCUUCUCAUUAACAAGGAAGUCACUCAACAGAGUGACCCAAUGAUGGCAUUACUCGGACUUGGGAGUUCCUUUGACUUUGAUUCCAGCAAAGCCUACAGGGAUGUGGCUUAUGUGGGUUCAUGUGAUGAUGGCUGUCUUGCCCUCGCUGAUCUUUUGGGUUGGAAGGAAGAGCUUGAAGAUAUUGUGAAGAAGGAACAUGCUGUGAUAGAUGGUCAGGCUGAGGGUGCACAGGACACUGCCAAACUCCCAGCCGCAGACGUGAAGAAAGAUGAUCCCAAGCCCAAGGAACGCGAGCCAACAGCAGACACCAGGGCAGAGAAACCAGCUGGUUAGAAAGGUGCCAGUCAGUCCGAUCACCGUCUCACCCAGUCAAGAGGUUGUCAGAGCAGGGGAGAUAACCUGGUACGGCUCUAGUAAUUUAUAUUAACUGCUUUAUGAGUGACUGUACAACCAUGGGACUGAUUCUCCCUUCCACACCUAUUACACUUUCAACCUUGUAGGUUUUCACAUACAUGAUUCUUGUCACUGUUUGCUACCGUGCCUCUAGAUGUCACUGGCUUUCCAUUUCCUUUGAUUGUCAGCAUCUAGGGGUGGUGGGUGGCGGAUGGGGUUGGGGGGUUGGUGGACCGGUUUGGCUGCAGCCCUCUCGGGACAGACCGGUCAGCAGCAGCCUGAGCAACCAGCUACUUCCGUUUCUGGCGAUCCUUGUGGCUCGCUCCCCCAAACCAAGCUGGGGCCGAAAACACUGCUGCCCGGGAACCAGCUCCACUCAGGACAGUUUAAAGAGAAUUGUUUUCUUUGUUAGCUUCAUUACAUAAGCCAAAAAACUCUGCAUGUACAAGUCUUAGAGAGAGAAAAACACUGGCAACUCAAAGAUUGGAGAAUUGAACCGUGUAACUAAAGGAUGAAAAAUGGCUUUGAAUUCCAGAGUGCUGAUGUUUAUAUUUUAAAUGCCUUAACCCUAACCCCUAUGACUUCUUUCUCAAUACAAAGAUACAAGUAAUAAUUAUUAUUGAUGUAAAUAUAUAUAAAUAAAAGGGUGGCAUAUUUCUGAUCCAGCUACAAAUUAAAAUUUCAAA